AUGGGUAAUUCCAUUAAAAAAGAAAUUAACAAGAAGGAAGAAGAUACAAUUUUAAAAGAAGAUAAUAUAGGAAAAAGGGAAAAAACCAAAAAAGAUGAUGAAAUAUAUGCAUAUAUUAAAGGAGAGAAAGAUGAAAUAAAGGAAUAUGAUAAAAUAAAUGCAGAUAAUAAAGAAGACAAAGAUGAAUUAGAUUCAGAUGAAAGUUUAAAAAGUAAGACAAUAAUAGAUGAUGGUUCAGUUAAUAUUUAUUUUUAUGAGAGUUAUUUCAAGAGUUUUUUCAACAUGAAUGAUAUUAAUAAAGUUGAAUUCAAUGAAAAGAAUGAGUGUUAUAACACUACUAAAAAAUUAAACGAAAAUUCUACAAAGGCGAAAAGUAGAAAUGUGAAUGAUAUUAUUAUUCAUAAUAAUAAAUAUAUAAUAAAUUUUUUAAAUGAUAAAAUGAAUAAUAAAAUAGAGAUAGCAAAUUUUAUUUCCUUUUAUUUUUUCUUCUUAAAUAUUAAGAAUUUGAUGAAUGAUUCAAAUAAAAAUAUAUCAUUAAAAGAUAUAUCAGAUAAUACUUAUUUAUAUCAAAAGAUAAAAAGAUCAAAAAAUUAUAUUUCUGCAAACGAUAUAGAAACAUGCAUCAGAAAUUAUUUAUAUCAUGUUGAUAAAAAAAAUUAUCCCAUUUUAAAAAAAAAUGCUUCAGAUGAGAAAAUUGAAAAAAAAUUAAAAAAAGGAAAGAUAAUAAAUAAAAAAAAAGGCAAUUAUAGCAAAAGUAAAUAUGAAAAAAGAGAAGAAAAAGAAGAAGGAGAAGAAGAAGAACAACAACAAGAAAAAGAACAACAACAAGAAAAAGAAAAAGAAAAAGAGGAAAAAGAAAUAGAAAUAGAAAGAAAAAAAGGAAGACAAAAAAAAAUAAUAAAUGUAGAUAAAAAAGAAAAUUUAAAAAAAAAAAGUAUGAGAGAUAAAACCUCGGAAGAAUACAUAAGAAAAUUAAAGAAAAAAAACAUUAAAAGAAGGAGUAUUAUCUCCAAAAAACUUAUUUCAUAUAGAGUAAGAGAUGAAGAUAAAAAAAUACUUAAACAAAAGAAUAAAUUAAGAAAGAGUUAUGAUCAAAAUAAUAUAUGUUAUAAUAAAGUAUAUAGCUAUGAAAAACAUAAUAAUUCAAAAAUAAAUGAAAAUAAAGAAAAAAAAAAUAAAAAAAAAGGUUUUAGUAGAAUUAGAGAAAAACGCAUUUAUAAUUUAUCCAAUGAAAGUAAUAGCACAUAUGUUGAAGAAAACAAAAAAAAUUCAACAGACGAAAAAUAUAGUAGUUUUAUUGAAGGAAGUAAUAAUAAAUCUCCUAAUAAAGAAGUGAAAAAAAAAAGUGAUUAUUCAUAUUCUAUAUACUUUAAAAAUACAAUAUCUAAAGUAUUUUAUAAAAAUGAAAAAAAGCAAAAAGCAAAGUUACUUAAAAAAAAAAAUAAUAUAAUAUAUCAUAAAGAAAAAAUACAACAAAUGAAUGUUGGAAUAUCAUUUUCUCCUGCUGGUUUAUUAAUUCCAUAUCAUUUAGGUGUAAGCAGUUUGUUGAUAGAAACAAAUAUUUUGAAUAUCCAUACGAAUAUAGCUGGUUCUUCCGCUGGUAGCAUUUGUGCAUGUUGCUUAAGUGUUGGGUUAAGUGUAGACAAAUGUUUUUUUUUAAUUGAAAAUAUUAUUAGUAAUGUGUAUAAAAAUGGAUGCUAUCAGAAAUUAGAAAAUAUAUUAAAUAUUGAAUUAAAUAAAUAUUUAUAUGAAGAUAGUUAUACAUUUUUAAAUAACAGAAUAGGAAAUGUUUUUGUUGGCAUAACACAAAUUCUACCUUUUUAUAAAAAGUUAAAUGUUAAUAAAUUUUAUGAUGAUCAAGAUUUAAUAAGUGCAAUUAUUGCAUCUUGUAACAUACCAAUGUAUUUAUCUAACAAUAUUUUUGUAAAUUUUAGAAAUAAAAAAUGCAUUGAUGGAUUUUUUAGUACAAAAAAAAAGGAUUUUGGAUGUCCAAGUACAAAAACAGAUCGAAUAAUUAAAGUAUCUCCUUUUGAUUCCGAUUAUGUAGGUAUUGAAAAUAAAAACAAUAGCGUUAUAAGCCCACACUUAAUUAAAUACAAUCACGUAAUUGUACUUUUUUUGUCCAUUAAAAAUUUAUUUCAUAAAUAUAUAAAUAAUUUAUUGUUGAAAAAAGAUUAUUUAUUUCUUAUAUAUAAUUUAAAAAAAAUUUUAAAUAAGAAAAUAUUUGAUAACUAUGAGUUUGUGAAAAGCUAUUUUAGCUUCCUAAAAUAUAACGAAGUAAUGGAUGAACAUAAGCUUUCAGAUAAAAUCAAUAAAGAAGAAUUAAUCAAUUUUCUGCAUAUUAAAUUGAAAAAACUAAACUAUAUGAAUAUGAAUGAUUUAGAAAUAGAAUUAUUUAUAAAUUUAAAUAAUGAAAUUUUCACACAGUUUAAUAAAUAUAAUUAUAACUUACUAAAAUUUUAUCACUUUUCUGUUACUUUAGUAAAUAUUAUAAGUAAGUAUUUUGCAGAGAAUUUUUGUACUUCUAACUUAGAUAAAGUUGUAUCUGUUUUUUUAGAAAAAAAUAAAGAUCAUAUAGAAGAGAAAUAUAAUGAUUACAUAAAAGAUAAAUUAAUAGAUUUAUAUGAUUUUAAAUUUCAACAAAUUAUUCAGUUUUUAAAAAAUGAAAAUCUUUUAAAAAUGGAUAAAUAUAUAUUCUUCUACCCCAAAUUAAAGAGUGAUAUAAUCCUAACAUUUUUUAAGGAAAUAUUUGUUAAUGAAAGUAUUUUAAAAAUAGAUAAAAAAAUUUUAAAAAAGAAUAUUACAUUUAUGAUAGAAGUAUUGAAGGAAAUUUUUUUUAAUGAAUAUAUUAAAAGAGAAAUAAUUAAAAUAAUAUAUUUUGUAGAUAGUAAUAAAUUAGAUAACAAAAGUAAUGAUGUUUAUAGAAAAAAUUAUUUAUUAUCAAAAAAAUUACAGGAUGUGAAACCUAUAAAGCAUUAUCUAAAGUAUAGUUAUAUUUAUAAAAAUUUUAUCUAUAUUGUUAAUGAAAUAAAGAAUUGUAAUAAUAAAAUAACAAAAAUUAAUAAAUAUAACUAUUAUAACUUUAUGAAUUUAAAUAUAGAAAAUAUAAAUGAUUCAUAUCUAUUCUUAUAUAUUUAUUUAUAUUCUAAUUUAUAUUAUAAAAGCCUCUUUUUGUUAAUGAACAUUGAAAACAUAGAAAAAUUCUUAAUAUUAAAAUCUUCAAGAAAUAAUGUUAAUAUAUUUUUAAGUAGUGAUAGUACUGAUAAAAAGAUGAAAAGUGAUUUAAACAAGUAUAGCUUAAAAAAUAUGAAUAAAAAUUCAAUUAGUAUGUUUCCAAAAAAAUUUACUGAAAUGUAUCAAAAUAGAAAAAAGAUAUUAAAACAAAAUAUAAAUGAAAUAAAUAAAAAUCAACUAAGUUUGUUUAAUAGAAUUAAAAAAGAAAAAAAUCAAGAUGAAAUGAAUUAUGUCAAAAAAAGUUUUAGUGAAGCAAAUAAUCAUUCACACAAUAAUGAAAUUUAUUAUAAAGAAUUAUAUAAUAAAGAAAUAUAUAAUAACGCAACACAUAGUAAACAAAUUUAUAACAAUGAGAUAAGUAGCUUUUCUUUUUUUAAAAAUUUAAAAAGUGUAAAUAAUUUGAACAAUUUUAAAUACACUUUUGAUAAAAGUAGUGAAAAUUUGUUGGAUAUUAUAAAUCAUAAUAAUAAUUUAAAUUACAUAAAAUAUUUUUAUAAUUUUGAAAAAUUACUUAUUUUUAAUUAUGACUUUAGUUUAAUUAAAAAUAUUAAUGACUUUUAUUUAAUGAAUAGAAAUAAAAUAUAUGAAAUGAAUAAAAGAAAAAAAAAGGAAAUUUUUCUUCUUUUAUAUCAUAUGUAUAUGUAUUACACAAAUAUUCUGUUUUUAUUAAAAUUUGUUUUUAUGAUUAAUUUUAAUGAAAAAACAAAAUAUAAAUUUUUUAAAAAAGAAAAAAAAAAUAGCAAGUACAAUAAAGGAGAAAAAAGCAAUAUUGGAACAUCUAGAAUAAAAAAAAGUAGUAUAUUUAAUUCUAGAUUUAGUACUUCUACAAGCGAUUCGAAUAUUUGUAAAAAUAUUGAUAAUUUUUUUGACAUUAAAUGUGAAUAUGACAAUGGAGAAACGGAUAGUAAAAUAAUAGAAAUUAAAAGUAAUUAUGAAAAUAAGAAUAAUAUAUAUGUAGAUCUUAAUGAUAAAAAAAAUAUAACAGUGUAUAAUAAGGACACAAUGCCAGAAAAGCAGUUAAAUGAGAAAAAAGAAAAAGGAAAAAUUAAAAAAGAAAGAUGUAAUAAUCUUUUAAAAAGAGAGUUUAUGAAGAAAAAAAAAAUAAAAUAUAUUGAAAGUAAUGAUAAUGAUUUUGUUGAGGAAUUAAAAACAGAUAUAAGUGAAAAUUUGUAUAAUAAUUACCAAACGUAUUUUAUAAAAAAUGUUUUUUCGAUGAGAAAAUUAUUUAAAAUUGCUUUAGAAGGUUCAAAUGAAAAAAUUAUUAAAAAAAUUUAUGAUUUAGGAAGAAGUAAUGCAUAUUUAUGGCUAUUUUUAGAAUAUUUAAAUGUAGGCAUUUUUUUAUAUAAAAAAAUAUAUACGAUUUAUUUGAAAUUAAUUUCAACAUAUGAGUCUUUAAUUCAUUUGACUAAUUUAAAUAAAAAAAAAAAAAAGAGUGAAUUAAUGAAUUCAUCUGUUUCAAAUGAGGAUAUUCUAAUAUAUGUAAAUCAAAAUGUAUUUAGUUUAUUAGAUUUUUGUAAUUUUCUGGUUCUGAGUUAUUCUUAUUAUAAUUCUCCAAAAAAUGAUUCUAUAUCUUUAAUUAAUAAUAAAAAAAAUAAACAGAGCAAUUUUAAUUUUAUUUCUAUAUUUAAAAUAGAUAAAAAAAAUAUUAAAAAAAAUAAAGGCAUUAUUAACGAUAACACUUUUAAAAGUAAUUCUCAUAAAACUAAUAAUAGUGAUUAUGAUAUUUAUAAAGAUUCUAACAAAACAAAUUACUUGAAUAGUGAUAACAAAGUUGUUUAUAAAAAUAUAAGAGAUUCAUAUAGAAGUGAAGAGAAAUUAGAUGUAAAUGAAAAUUUUAAACUAAAUAAUAAUAAUGACAAAUAUAAAAUUAAUAAAAAGAAAAGUAAAGGCGAAUUUCACACGUUUCCAAUCAAAAAUAAUAGAUUAAGAAUUUUAAGAAGUAUAAGUUUACCAUUAAAUGUAAAAAAAACAGUUUUAAAAAUGAAUAAUUUAAAAAAUAAAAUAAAUUUAAAUAAAAAUAUAAUAGAUGGUAUAAAUAACGAAAUAUUAAAAGGAACACCUUAUGAACAUAUUUAUACUCAUUCAAAUUUUUGGAUAUAUUCUUCGUCAGAUGAAAGUGAUAUAAAUGACUGCUAUAAUGAUCAUUAUUUAAAUAGUACUGAUAAUGUAAUUAAAGAAUUUGAUAAUAUUUUUGAUGAAAUGUCUGGUGAAUUAUAUCACUUUUCAAAGAUCUCCAAUUUUUUUAAAACAUUCAAAAAUAUUGAUAAUAAUUUAAAUUUAUCGGGGUAUUUUGGCUUUUGA
Molecule: messenger RNA, 5535 nt
Organism: Plasmodium relictum
Lineage: Eukaryota; Apicomplexa; Aconoidasida; Haemosporida; Plasmodiidae
Product: conserved Plasmodium protein, unknown function
Exons: 1
Coding region: 1-5535 (1844 amino acids)
Biological process (GO): triglyceride catabolic process; lipid homeostasis
Cellular component (GO): lipid droplet; cytoplasm; membrane
Molecular function (GO): triacylglycerol lipase activity
Source: RefSeq, a predicted model, not a curated record